AUGGCGCGUGAGCACGAGCGUGUCCAGCAGAAGCACAGCGGUGGGGGUCAGUCUCAUCGUAAAUGUCCUGACACGCAGCCCGCAGCCCUGAAGUGUAUAUGUAUAGUCCCAGACGGCCGUGUGGGUGUGGGUGUGGGUGUGGGUGAGGGUGCAGUGGGAGAGACACACUGUGUGUGCCGCGGCAGAUUGGGCACGCGCCAAACGGUGGGAUGGGAGAGUGGCUGUGUGGAAGGGACCACCAACAAUGAACAAGAUACACAGACACAGACACAUGCACGCAAGCACUCGAGGAAAACAGCUGUGUUCCGAUCAUACACCAGCCCAGACAAGGCUGAGCGCCUGAGCGAGGCCGGGUUUGUGCAUAAUCCGUACUAUGGGCCGGGUCGGCACGGCGUGGUAGGCAGCGGCGGGAAUCUAAAUAUAGAUUUGACUCGUGGAGCAGGGGGUGGGGAGAGUGCGCAGGCGAGUGCUGGCGCUGCGGCAGGAGAGGGAGCCCACGGGAUGGGUGCGGCACGAGACACUGUCAGUGGCAACCACGUACGUAUUACAGACCAGCAGGCUGUGAUGGGUAAGGAUGUGGACGGUAGUGCUAUGGAUGUCAGUGCACACCACGACAGCGUUAUGGGGGAGGGCGGGAGUCAUCAGGAGGCCGAAACCGACACCAGCCCAACCCGUGAGAGGCGUGUAGACGAAGGUGCGAAGGGGAACCCAGGCCGGAUAGGCAGGAAUUCACUGGCAUCGCUCAAGGCUCUAUUCAGUGGCAUUGGCCGCAAGGAAUCCAUUGCCGAGGGAACGGGGGAAGGGGGAGCAGAUGGGGGUACACAGCCACCCACACAGCACCCCACAGACAAACACACACAGCAACACACGGCCAAACCCACACACGAACACGCACGCAGACUGGCGCAGUCCUAUGACACUGCGCUCGCGCAGGAAGUAAUCCCAGAGGACACGCCACAGUCAAGCCCGUGGGCCAGUGGGGGUGCCGCUGAGGGGUCUGUGUCUGCGCUGCCGGAGGGGGUGGUGCAGCCGACUGAUGAAACGUACCCACACGUGUUCAUCACCGGUCACUCGCUGGGGGGUAGUCUUGCCACACUGUUUGCGCUCGAUUGCGCCAUACGGUUCCCGGAGUUGAAGAGCACUGUGUACACCUUCGGGUCGCCCAGAGUGGGCAACAAGAACUUCGCAGCGUACUACGAUGAGAAAGUGCCGCACACAUUCCGCUUGGUGAACGAUGGUGACGUGGUUACAGGCGUACCAAAGUUCAAAGGCCCGUCAUUCCUAAACAUAACGUACAAGCACGUCGGAACGUGUUAUGUGCUAUCCGCAAGAGGGGACCUUGUGAUAAACCCCAAUUUCCCGGAACGAUUCUUGAAGGUGGCCGCCACCAUCAAUCCGCAAUCCCACCUUACUGCCGCUUACCGCAAUUCAAUAGCGGGAUGUAUCGGGAGCGCACUUAGACGGCAGCGAGGCAACGACAACGAAACUAUGCUGACCGCGUUACAGACCCUGACAACCGUGUUGCAAGCACCCAGUUAUAUGUGCAAAGACGUAGACCGUGAUGUGGACGGUGGGCAGGCGUGGGCUGGAUCGCACGCGACCUUUGACCGUACCAUUGCAUCGGGCUCUCGCCGUGUAGCCAGACGUCAACACACCACAGCGCAUGAGUCAUUGUUUACCAUGCGUAAAAUGCAGAGUGUCCGCAGACGUGUGAGCAACUUCGCUCUGGCAUCAAAGUCCAAGUCGGAUGUGGAUACGCUUGUGAAUGACAGCGGGGUGCCUGAAGCCACAGGCACAGAUCAAGGACGCAGGAGAAGGGUCGCCUCACUUCCUGGUGUGCAAGUUGGCGAUGGUACAGCCAGCACCACACAUGGAACUCACCUAGAGACCAGAGAGGCGGGUAUAUAUGAACCGGGUCAUGCCAGUAUAGGUACAGCAAGUGGCGGUGACCAGGGUAACCAUGGCAACCUAUCUAUGUCCAGUAAUGGUGCCGGAUAUGCACAGUACGAUGCAGCCGCAGAGUUGAAUAAUAGUAAGAGUGCGUUUCCGAGUAGCAGUAGUACAACCGCGGCUAAGGGCGUUCAAUCACACAGCUUGGCAAUGAACCCUGAAACUACGCUCAGUCCGCUCGAAGGAGACGGCAACACUCAGACACUUGCACAGUCAAGCGAGAGGCAGACGAGUACUCUCCCCAGCAAUCGGCACACCGCAGGCGGCUGUGUGCCUCCUCGUCGAAAGUCGGACGGUGUUGAUAUGAAAGCCAUAGUGAACCAAGUGCUGGCCAAUGGCAACAACGUGUCUUUCGAUGUGAUUGCAGGUGAUGCAGGGGCUCGUGUAUCAGAGACGGAGUUGCCAGGCUCAGGAGGUGCUGAGCUUAAUAAAGGUGCAAAGAAGGCACCGAAUGUCGAAGGUGGGAUGCCACAGCUGCAGGAAACGCGCUCGGUGCGAUACAAGCAGUCUGGCAAACCGCUACUGCAACACGCACUCAAGAAUGCGGCCCAGGAGAAGUUGGCUGUGCCAGCGUAUGAACAUACAGUGAUUGCAAUGAAUGCUCAGCAAAUGGCCGAGUUAGAGAUGGUUCAGAGGGAUACGGAACGAACCCGAGAGCCCUUGUCGGCCUCUCUGUCUUCAUUUGUAGACAAAAAUGCUACCGGCAUAGCUCAGAAGUUUCGUGAUAGUGUACGGCGUCGCCACGGGACACCGGCACAGGGUACCGAUAGAUUGCCAAAGGGGUUGGAUGAUUUGGAGUCGAGUAUGGGAGUGGAAAUGACUACAGCGGUCUCUGGAGGGGACAUGCUUAAUGAUGAGAGUGGGAGUGUGGCGAAAAUUGACGCUGAGAUAGUGAACUCAAUACCACAGCUCCACACUAAACUGAAGAACAAAGGCGAUGGUUAGAGAUUGAAACACUGCUAGUAUUACCGCCUGAUCUUUGGAUAUCUCAUGUAUUGGCAGCUUUGUUUUUUAAAGGCUGAAGUAUCACUAUGAUCCAUUCCGAUAUGAGUCCCCACAGAUCAUAAUUGUGAAUUUUUACAAAUGUCUGCACCUUUGAUUUUGUUCAUUUAACAGGUUGAGGUAUUAAAAUCAAAACAUUACAAUGUG
Messenger RNA from Sphaeroforma arctica JP610, 3099 nucleotides. RefSeq lists its product as hypothetical. The transcript has 7 exons. Bases 1 to 2895 code for a protein of 964 amino acids. Gene Ontology annotation, biological process: lipid metabolic process. Lineage: Eukaryota; Ichthyosporea; Ichthyophonida. The record is from RefSeq and is a predicted model, not a curated record.